AUGAUUUUGUUAUUAGCAUUGAUAAAAAAUUUUUUUCUGACUUCUUCGGUAUCAGGUUUUGGAACUUUUACACAUAAUGAAACAAUUCCAUUCGAAACAAGACCAUGGAUAUGGCAAUACGGGAAAUAUAUCGAUGGGACGGUGGUUCUUCGAAUUUUUAAUAGGAAUCCUAAUAAAACACAGGUUGCUGGAGAAGCGUGGGCAAGACCAGUGCUAUCUUUACGCAUUAUUCAUCCCAAUGGAACAGUCAGUGAAAUAGACAAAGACUUAGAAAUUCCAGAAUUUAAUUGGCACCUUACUACAAGUCCAAGUGGUAAUGUCCUGGACCCUAUAAGUAUAUUCGCGCUUCGAAAGGGCUACACACUUGUUAGAUACUUCAAUGCUUCAAAUCCGGAAGAUAUUGCAACUUAUGAAGAAUGUGGACGUAUUAUUGAUUGGAAUGGCAAUUUAUAUGAUGAAGUAGAUUUUGGGGGAGCUUACAUCGAAAAUGGUAUUUGGUAUCCAUCAGCAACGACAAUAGUGACUAACGUUGAUCCAGAAAAAGGUUUCAUAAGGAUAGCUGGGAUGAAUUCUUCUUAUAUCGAGUGGCAACAAUAUGUGAUAGAUGAUUCAUUCAAUCUUAAAAGGUUAUACGAAGGAAAUAUUACACUUCCCCAAAACAAUGAAAGUUCUACAGUAUUUAACACCAUAGCUACUGUUGACGAGGGUUAUAGUAUAAUUAUGGGAAAUUCCACCAACUCCACUAAUUCUGGUAACAACAAUCCUUUGGAAAUUCGUUCCGCUGUGUAUGCUUUAACAAAAAGAUAUAAUGAUAAACAAUUUGGUGCACCAAAAAUGAUUUAUCAAUUACCCUUAGAUAAUAUUACAAUAUCUAGUAUAGCUACUGGUAUUUCAAGUACUGGAAUUGGACAAGUUUGUAUACUCACCAUCACACAGAACAAUGUUGAUUAUUAUGUGAAACUUAAUUUCUUAUCAUCUGGCUCUAUUACGGAAAUCGUUCCAUUAAAUAUAACCGUACCCGAAUUACACAAAAAUGCUAUACAGGAUGAGCCAUCAGCUUUAAAUGCACGAGGAACUUUGAUAAUUCUGCCUAAUAAUACUAUGUUAAUAUCACAAAUAGAAAAUAAAAAUACGUGGAGUUUUAAUACCACUGAUAUUCCUAAAUUCAUAGAUUUAGACAAUGAACUUUCUGAUGGAAAUAUUACGAUAUAUCAAAUCGAUAAUAGUGGCAACAACAUUAUUCGACAACUUUUUAAGGGUGCCAAUAGUUUUUGUUCCAUCUCUGAUAAUGGAUUAAAUGUAACUGUAAAUGUUCUCAAAAGUACCUUUAGUAAUCCUAAUAGCCAAUUUUAUGUUAAAGUUGACAAUAAUUUUGCAAGAAGUAAAGCAUACAGGGAAUCCUUAAUGGGAAUAUAUGAUAAUAUUUGGAAAUUCAAUACAAGUUCAAGUAAAGAAACUUUUGCAGACACAGUAUCUGGAGUGUUGCGUUUAACUAAAGAAGGUACCGAAUACUACGAAAAUCUUAAUUCAACUGAGAAAGAUCAAUUCUUUACAGAUCUGCAUCUUGAAUUAUCUAAAAUUAUUCCUGUUAAUAUUAAGCGACUAAGUUCAAAUGGGAAAACCCAAGUUGAUACCACUGUUAGUCCUGGCCGUCAAAUAUUGAUUUCACUUAAUAUUCAAUCAUCCAAAGAAGAAAGAAGUGUAGCAUCUAUUAUAGAUAAUUUAAAUGAUAUAAUUACAUAUAAAAACAUGACUUCCAUUGGUUUAAGCCAUACCGCGAAGUAUUUAGAUGGAGAUUUUGGAUUUAAACCAAAACAAAACUUAUGGGAUAAAUACAAGUGGAGACUUUUGUGUCUUUUAUUGGUACUCGUAAUUUUAGUGGUUCUUUUUUUAAUAGCGGAAAAAAUGGAAAGCAAGGGUCGUAACAUGGAUAUUUUACUACUUGGAUUAAUUAUUUUUGAUUUUGCAAUGGAUGUUCUUUUCGUCAGACAUAAUGGUAAAGUCAUUGAAGUAUUAUAUAUUCCAAGUGUCGUAUUCUUAACUGUUCCAAUCGGUAUCAACGCUAUUUGGGCAUUUUACAUUAUCAGUGAUGAAAACAAAUCUAAGACUUUCUUGGAUUGGUUCACUCAACAUGAAAUGGUAGCAUCAGUAUUUACAGUUUUAUCAGGUGCUGACAUUGAAACAUUAAGUAUUCUCUAUUCAAAUUUGGCUGGAUUUAAAUUUUUCCAAGCUCCAAUUUCGAUUAAAGGAAAAAAAAGAAUCUUUUGGGCUUCUUGUUUGACCAUUUUUAUUGAAGAUAUACCGCAAUUGAUCAUCCAGAUUUUAUAUCAACAAAGGGUGGUUACAUAUGAUAUAAUUCCUUUUCUUGCACUCGUCUCUUCAUGUCAUAUAUUGUUAAUAAAUAUUAUUUUCAGAUUAUUUCAAGCAAUAAAUAAUUGUCGAUCUGGAACUUCCGAAUAUGAUUUUGAUAGUUUUCGACAACUUCAGACACCAUCUACUGAAAGAAAUUCCACUUCAGAUGAAUCACUAUCGCAUUCAAUCGAUGUCAAAGAAAGAUAA
This is a messenger RNA of Diversispora eburnea, 2559 nucleotides long. The record is from the annotation of a GenBank genome assembly. Lineage: Eukaryota; Fungi; Glomeromycota; Glomeromycetes; Diversisporales; Diversisporaceae.